AUGGCGCUCAUAGCCGCCUCGCUGAUCUAUUCCGCCACGACCACAACGCGCUAUGGCUCGCUGGGUAUCGGUAUAUAUUGGGACCGUGACAUCAAUGAAAGAGUAAACAAAGUCUUCCUCUACCUCGCCGUCCCCAUGAUCGACUCCUUCCACCUCCUCGCACAAAUCACCGCCUACCUCAUGACUCCGCGCUCCUCCUCCACCUCCUCCUCGCCAUCCUCCCCACCCUCACUCUCUCUCCUCCACCCAGCCGCCGCCCUCUCGGGCGCCCUCGUCUCCUUCUGCCUCUGGGCCUACCAGGUCCCCAUCGCGGCGGUCAUGGACUACAUCGGCUGGGAGCAGCCGCGCGACGGCACCUGGAACGCGCUCGCCGCCGCGCGCUGCGCCGCCGGCGUCGCCGUGUGGCUGCUCUGGACCGCGAACGCGGGCUUCGCCGCCGCCGCCGUGCACGCGUGGCGCCGGGACAGGGCCAGGGUCGGGCGCGAGAGGGCGAGGGAGGAGGGCCGCGCGCAGGGGUGGGAGGAAGGGCGGAGGGAGGCUGAGGCUGGGGGCUUGGAGUUGAGGGGGUUGGGGACGACGACAGGGACGAACAAGGUGUCUGGUGAGACGAUGGUGGAUGUGGAGCUGGAGGGAGGAGGGGUUGGGAGGAAAGGCUGA
This is a messenger RNA of Lasiodiplodia theobromae, 657 nucleotides long. RefSeq lists its product as uncharacterized. Bases 1 to 657 code for a protein of 218 amino acids. NCBI's taxonomy places the organism in Eukaryota, Fungi, Ascomycota, Dothideomycetes, Botryosphaeriales, Botryosphaeriaceae. The transcript is spliced from 2 exons. The record is from RefSeq and is a predicted model, not a curated record.